Haplochromis burtoni (Burton's mouthbrooder) is the source of this 2175-nucleotide messenger RNA. It is a transcript of the gene dennd6b, whose product is annotated as DENN/MADD domain containing 6B. Gene Ontology annotation, cellular component: recycling endosome. Lineage: Eukaryota; Metazoa; Chordata; Actinopteri; Cichliformes; Cichlidae. The coding region runs from base 122 to 1861 and encodes 579 amino acids. The record is from RefSeq and is a predicted model, not a curated record. The transcript is spliced from 20 exons. Gene Ontology annotation, molecular function: guanyl-nucleotide exchange factor activity.
GUGUGUGUGGGUUCAUUCUCUCUUGUCCAACAGGGGGAGCUCUCUCCGGCUUCUGCCCGCUGAUGGUGAUGGAGGCUCGGAUGGUGAUGCGCAGAGCUGCUGCCGUUUUGGUCCGGUCGUGAUGGACCCAUUUGACGGUCCCGGUUCUCCCCGACACGAGAAGCAGGAGGAGGCGGGGCGCGCGGAAAGCCGCAGCCGGUGGGCCCGCUUCUCCUCCUGGUUGGAGUGCGCGUGCGUCGUUACGUUCGACUUGGAGCUCGGACAAGCAAUUGAGCUGGUUUAUCCUCAAGAUGUGAAGCUGACAGAGAAAGAGAAAACCAGUAUCUGCUACCUGUCCUUCCCCGACUCGUACUCAGGGUGCCUUGGGGACACUCAGUUUAGCUUCCGCUUCCGUCAGUCUGUCGGUCGCCGAACAUCAAGGCUCAGAGACGACCUUUACAACCGUGACGCUCCCGUCACACUGCAGAGAGAAACGGCGCAUUUCUUCGGUUACGUCUACUUCAGACAAGUGAAGGACGUCUCUGUGAAGAGGGGCUACUUCCAGAAGUCCCUGGUGCUGGUGUCAAGGUUGCCAUACACUCACCUGUUCCACUCGCUGAUGCAGACCAUUGCACCUGAGUUCUUUGAGAAGCAUGAGCCCUGCCUUGAAGCAGUUUGUAACGAGAUCGACCAAUGGCCUUCACCUAUACCUGGACAGACCCUCAACCUGCCCGUAAUGGGCGUUAUCUUACAGGUGAGGAUUCCUUCUAAAUUCGACAAACCUGGGGGAAGUCCGGUGCGACAGACGGCUAAAGAGAACCUGCUGCCGGUGCCGACCCUCCUGCCCACCAUCCACGAGCUGGACCUGUUUAAGUGUUUCCAGUCCAUUCUAAUCCACCUGCAGAUGCUCUGGGAACUUACCUUGCUCGGGGAGCCGCUUGUCGUUAUGGCUCCAUCUCCCACCGUUUCUUCGGAAACAGUCCUGGCUCUCAUCAGCUCCAUCAGCCCUCUGAAGUUCUGCUGCGACUUCCGACCCUAUUUCACCAUCCAUGACAGCGAGUUCAGGGAGUACACCACCAGGACGCAGGCGCCACCAAGCGUCGUGCUGGGCGUCACCAACCCGUUCUUCAUCAAGACGUUUCAGAGCUGGCCUCACAUCGUCCGGCUGGGAGAGGUCAAGAUGGCAGGUGAUUUACCGAAGCAGGUGAAGGUGAAGAAACUUUCUAAGCUGAAAACGCUUGACACCAAACCAGGAAUCUACACGGCUUACAAGACGUUUCUGCACAAGGACAAGAUCCUGAUCAAGAGGCUGCUGAAGGGGAUCCAAAGGAAGCGGCCGUCGGAGGUGCAGAGCGCCAUCCUGAGGCGACACCUGUUGGAGCUCACACAGAGUUUCAUUAUCCCCCUGGAACGCUACAUGGCGAGUCUGAUGCCUCUGCAGAGAUCCGUUACACCCUGGAAGACUCCGCCUCAGAUCCGCCCCUUCAGUCAGGACGAGUUCCUGUCCACAUUGGACCAUGCGGGCCCGCAGCUCACCUCUCUGCUUAGAGGUGAUUGGAUAGGACUGUACAGGAAGUUCUUCAGGUCUCCAAACUUUGACGGCUGGUACCGUCACCGCCACCGAGAGAUGACACAGAAGCUAGAGAGUCUCCACCUGGAGGUCAUCUGCGAUGCGGACCUGCUGGGAUGGACCAAAGACAAGUCUGAGGUGGAGGUUGUGGAUCUGAUUCUGAAGCUCAGAGAGAAGCUGAUUAAAGCUCGGCGUCAGCAGCUGCAGCUCAGAGACGGUGUGAUGGACAAACUCGACUCUUUCAUCGCCUCCAUCAUCAGCUCGCUGCCUGCCGACCUGCAGAUUGUGCUCAGCACAGGCGCGUCACCGUGACGACAGCUAACCCCACAGCCAGGACGCACGCUUGUGUUCAUCAGCAUCUUCACACUCCACAGAAAAACCAACAUCGGCUCAAAUCUUCAGUUUUUGGAAUAUUUAAAUUUUAUUUAAACUUUAUUACCUGUCUCCAUCGAGCUGCUGCUCUGAUGUUUUGGUUUCUCUGACGGUGGAAUCAGGCUGUUCGUGUUUCACAGAAGUCGUAUUUUUCUAUCAUCUCCACAAACGGAAUGUAACACUAAGAAUGAAGCUCCACUUUCUGUUUGUUUGUAAACCUUUAUUUUGAAAUUAAAGUCUGAGCACUUCCUGUC